AUGAACACGAACAUGACGGACAUGAGCAUGGACACGCAGGAUUUCCAUCAUCCAUUUACUCCGUACGAGAUUCAGCUGCAAUUUAUGCAGGCCUUGUACGGAUGUCUGGAAGAUGGUAAAGUCGCCGUAUUCGAAUCUCCGACUGCGGGUGCAGGUACCGGUAAAUCGUUGAGUCUCAUCUGUGGCUCUUUGACAUGGCUUCGAGAUCACAAGCGCCAGGCCUUUCAAGAAACAUUGGACCAGGCCGCAUGUGACGAUGAUGAGCCGGAGUGGAUGAUCGAAUUUGCCAAGCGUGACUCCCGACGAACCAUUGCAGAGAAACGACAACAAUUUGAAUCAAGACUGGCAAAGAUCAAACAAGACGAAGAGCGCCUAAAGCAGAAGCAGAAGCAGGCCCAAGACACCCAAGAACGCCCGCGUAAGAAACAGCGACUAGAAGAGCCAGCAGCGAAGUCAGCUCCCGACGAUGAUGAACAAUUCGUUCUGGACGACUACGACAGUGAGACCGACGAAAGGCAAAAGACAAGCCAAUCUGCCGGAGUGGACGGCCUUUCCGCUAGUACUCUCGCUUUACUAGAGAAGUAUAAGGGACAAUUUACAUCGCAAAAACCGGAACAAGAUGAUGAAGAUGACUCGGUCAAGAUCUUUUACUGCUCAAGGACCCAUUCUCAGCUCAGUCAAUUCGCAGGAGAGCUCCGCCGUGUCGCUUUCCCAUCCAGUAUCCCCAGCGACCCCGAAGCCGAAGGCAAAGACGAUCUCUCGCUAGAAGAACGCGUCAAACAUCUCUCCCUAGGAUCCCGAAAGAACCUCUGCAUUAACCCCAAGGUUCAAGCAUUGGGGAACAGCACCGCAAUCAACGAGCGAUGCCUAGACCUCCAACAACCAGGCGUCGCCGCCGAAAAGAAAUGUUCUUUCCUCCCAUCAAAAGACGACGAAGCCCUAAUGCUGGAGUUUCGCGAUCACACCCUGGCAACAGUCAAAGACAUCGAAGACAUCGGCAAAGUCGGACAACAAGUCGGUAUCUGUCCAUACUACGCAUCCCGCUCCGUCAUCAAGCACAGCGAAAUCGUGACACUACCAUACCCCCUUCUCCUCCAGCGCUCAGCCCGCGAAGCCCUCAACCUCUCAGUAAAAGGCCACGUGGUAAUCAUCGACGAAGCGCAUAAUUUAAUGGACGCAAUCGCCGGCAUCCACUCCGUCUCCGUCUCACUCUCGCAACUCGAAACAGCCACAACCCAAUUAACAACCUACGCGCGCAAAUUCAAAACGCGCCUCAAGGGCAAAAAUCGCAGCUAUCUGGCCCAGGUUAUUCGGCUUGUCGGCUCGAUUGCGGGCUAUCUGCGUGGUAUUGCGCAGACUGCCUUAAAGGGGGGGUAUCUUCAGGAAAGUAAGUUGGCGAGGAAGGUGGAUGGGUAUGUUGAAUCUGAGUCUACUCAAGAAGGCCAAGGUCAGGGUCAGGGCCAAGGUAGUCGGACGAGAGAUCGGACGACGGUGCCGGUUCUGUUUCAUAUUCAGAGUUUUCUUUUGCCUUUGAUGAAUCCGUCAGAGGAAGGGAGACUCUUUUAUCAGAAGGGUCAGGAUGGAGUAUUGUUGAAAUACAUGCUUCUUGACCCGACCAAUCACUUCCGGGAAAUUGUUGAGGAUGCUCGGGCGGUCAUUUUGGCCGGUGGAACUAUGUCUCCUAUGACGGACUACAUGAAUCAUUUGUUCUCAUAUGUACCACCCGAGCGAUUGGAUACCUUCAGUUACGGCCACGUUAUUCCAUCGAAAAAUUUGGUUGCACAAUCUCUAACAAAAGGGCUGCUGGGCUCGGAAUUCGAUUUUACCUACGAGGCUCGAGGGUCAGAGAAAAUGAUUACCGAUCUAGGACGAACGAUCGCCACUUUGUGUCAAGUCAUUCCAGAUGGCGUCGUCGCUUUCUUCCCCAGCUUCGAUUACCUGAGCCAAGUGGUGAAUGUCUGGAAGAAACCCAUUCCAAACGGAAAUGGCCAAACAACCUUCAGUCUGAUCGAAAAGAAAAAGAAGGUCAUGUACGAGUCCCGCGAAGCAGUCACUACCACCGACACACUGCUCCAAGAGUACACCGAAGCCAUCGAAUCCGGCUCAGGAGCACUACUCUUAUCCGUGGUCGGAGGAAAACUCUCAGAAGGAAUCAACUUCUCCGAUAAACUGGGCCGAGGCGUCUUCAUAAUUGGACUACCGUUCCCCAACAUCCGCAGCGCUGUCUGGCAGGCUAAAAUCAACACUCGGGAUCAGAGUCGGAGAAAAAAAGCUCGUGCCACUGCGGCUGGGAAGGACUUUUAUGAAAAUGCUUGCAUGCGCGCUGUGAAUCAGUGUAUUGGGCGAGCUAUUCGGCAUGUUAAUGAUUAUGCUGCGAUCGUGAUGAUUGAUCGCCGCUAUGAAACCCCGCGCAUUCAGGGUAAGUUGCCUGGGUGGAUUCAAGGUAGUCUUGUUUCGGCGGCGACGGCUCGGCCAGCUCAGAUGACUGUCCAGCGACUUUCUAAGUUCUUUGCGGAGAAGAAUAACUCGCUUUAG
Messenger RNA from Penicillium manginii, 2535 nucleotides. It is a transcript of the gene chl1, whose product is annotated as DNA helicase. The record is from RefSeq and is a predicted model, not a curated record. Gene Ontology annotation, cellular component: nucleus. The transcript has 10 exons. The coding region runs from base 1 to 2535 and encodes 844 amino acids. Gene Ontology annotation, molecular function: DNA helicase activity; DNA binding; ATP binding. Lineage: Eukaryota; Fungi; Ascomycota; Eurotiomycetes; Eurotiales; Aspergillaceae. Gene Ontology annotation, biological process: nucleobase-containing compound metabolic process; establishment of sister chromatid cohesion.